AUUAUGAGUGGGUUUCUGCUAUAAUGAUGGCAGAUUCUACUACUUCUAGCAAUAUUAGCAGCAAAAUCCAAGUCAUGAUAUCAAGAAACUGCCGUAGGAGAAGAUUGGACGCGAAACAAACCAUGGCUCUGCUGCUACUUGUUCAAUCAAUAGGUUUUUUACUUGAUGAAGCAACAACCAAGAAGAUCAGAGGCAUCAAAGAAGUAACAUCCUGUGAAGCAGCAAAACCUGCAAACUCCAGUAAAAGAAUCCAAGAUUGAUCGAUACUUUAAGCAGCAGAAUUUAGAGAAGUACUCUUCAUUAUCACCGUCAUCAAUAUCUUCUUGUUAAGAUAAAGGACAGCUGGUGGCAAUUAAACCGCUUGGAAUUGUAGAGGCUGGCAGCGAUGGAGAGGAAGAUGAAGAUGAGACUGUAACGUGCAAAUCGCAUGGGAUGAUGUCGGUUAUCGGAUGGUGGAGAGUGAUGGAGGAUCGGAUGCGGUCACAAUGGUCCCCAGUGUUGCUAUUGGUGAAUUUGGUAGGUAUGACUUUUUAGCGGUUUAUGAUGGGUAUGGUGGCGCUAGGGUGGCGAACGCUUGUAGCGAUAGGAUCCACCAGCUGGUGGCGAAGGAGGUGGCGAAAGGGGAGAGGAUUGGCUGGGGCAAGGGAUUGGAGUACUGGAAGAAGUUGAUGGGAGCGUGUUUUGAGAAAAUAGAUGAGGAGCUGAUGCUCGACAACGAGAGUGGCGGAGGAGACGUGGAGACAGGGAAGGGAGUAUUGUCAGUUAAGAAUAUGGGUUCGACAGCAGUGGUGGUGAUGGUGGGGAAAGAGGAGAUGGUGGCGGGGCGAGUUGUGGGGGAUUCAAGGGCGGUUAUGUGUCGCAGCGGCGUGGCUGUGCCUUCGGCUCAUGAUCAUAAGCCUGACAGGCCAGAUGAACGAGAGAGAGUGGAAGCAGAAGGCGGACGUGUCAUGAACUGGAAUGGUAGCCGCGUCGUAGGAGUCCUUGCCACUUCAAGGUCAAUAGGCGAUCAAUAUUUGAAGCCAUUUGUGAUAUCUGAACCGGAGGUUACAGCAAGUGAGCGAACGGAUUCAGACGAAUUUAUUGUCAUGGCAACUGAUGGCUUAUGGCAUGCUUUUACAAACGAGGUAGCCUGCGAGGUUGUCAGAAAGCUCUUUGAUGGUCAAAUAAAGCGAAGGAUUCCAGAAGAAUACAACGUAUAAUGGAAGUUCUACUGCAGAGGCAGCGGCAAUGCCAGCUGAAUUGGCAAUGGCUGAUAGCAGCAUCUGUUGAUCGUUUUUAGCUGUGCCAUUUUCUUUUUCAGAGUUUUACUGUUUUAAGAGUUUUUGGAGGGAUGAAAUGUCUUUUAGAACAAAAUUUCAACCGACCGGAUCUGAUCGUGUAGAGGGUUAGGGAUGCAUAUGGAUCCUUCAACUCGGCAUAAGAUGUAGCAAAAUCCGACACAAAAUCCUCAUCUCAUCCGAUCCAUUGCCAUAUAUGAUAUCAAGUCCAAAAUCAAAUAUGCAAAGCCCAGUGGUAAUAAAGUGAAAAGGUUUGCUCUUAGUGUGUGGUCUUCAAGUAGAAGGCAAGAGUGUCCAUAAUGUCAAACCAGAAAUUAUAUUCAUAUGAAAUUUAAACAAAUGUUGCAGAUACAUCACAAUCCAAAAAAAGAAAAAAGAUUCAAAGCUGCUUGAAGUGCAAGGAAAGAAAGCACCCGUAGCAAUAAAUUGUGAAGUCACCUUUUUGACUUCCCAACUCUCACUCUGUAAUUGUCUCUCAGACCUAUCUAUAUAACUAAUGAAGUGAGAGGAGAAAGAGGAUGAGCACCCUUUAUACUUUGUCUCUUCACUCCUUUCAUCCUCCAUCCUUCGACCUUAUUUAACCUUUAUAUGACUAAAACCCUAAGCUGAUACCGAAUCAACAUGUUGAUAAUCCCCAAAAG
This is a messenger RNA of Populus euphratica (Euphrates poplar), 1918 nucleotides long. Its product is annotated as probable protein phosphatase 2C 8. The record is from RefSeq and is a predicted model, not a curated record. The transcript is spliced from 3 exons. Gene Ontology annotation, molecular function: protein serine/threonine phosphatase activity. Gene Ontology annotation, biological process: protein dephosphorylation. Bases 450 to 1199 code for a protein of 249 amino acids. NCBI's taxonomy places the organism in Eukaryota, Viridiplantae, Streptophyta, Magnoliopsida, Malpighiales, Salicaceae.